GAGCCAUUCUAUUCUUUGCUUCCUCAUGCCCUUUUAUAUGAUAUAUGGCUAUGACUUCUCAUAAUCAGUCCCCUUCGGACAUGUUUGUUGAGUUGGAUUCGGAGUGGAUGCAGAAGCUGUUUGAGGGUCAAGCGGACGCGCGGUGUUUUAAUGAAAUUCACGAGGUCUUUCAGCAACCACUUGCCCAGUGCACAGGCAGUGGCUGGGGCACAGGAGAGAUCAGGGCGGGGUUGUCUGAGCCGCCAGACGAUGCGACCAUUACAGAGCAAGAUGAAGUGGUCGACCAGUCCCUAGUGAUCCAAGCCCUAACGGAGCGGGUGGCAUCGUUGGAGUCUCAAGUCAGGACGCAGCUCGGUGUGAUGAUGGCAAUGCUACACGAGAACACGGAAGAGACGGAUGCCUGGUGCCAAAAGAUCCUCGAAGCAAUCAAAGUAUUGUCGCAGCGGAAGGAACAACCACCGGAUACGGAUCCUCGUCGAAGACAUGGGCCUCGAACGCGUCGAGAGACACGAUUAUCCCAUAAACGCUGA
Messenger RNA from Talaromyces stipitatus ATCC 10500, 530 nucleotides. RefSeq lists its product as uncharacterized. The transcript is spliced from 2 exons. NCBI's taxonomy places the organism in Eukaryota, Fungi, Ascomycota, Eurotiomycetes, Eurotiales, Trichocomaceae. The record is from RefSeq and is a predicted model, not a curated record. The coding region runs from base 45 to 530 and encodes 161 amino acids.